AUGGUCGUUCUCGCAGCGUCGAUAUGCACCCGCGGGGGUAAGGCAGUACUUUCACGCCAAUUCCGGGAAAUCGCUCGUUCUAGAAUUGAAGCCUUGCUCGCGUCCUUCCCCAAGCUGGCUGAUUCGGGAACCCAACACACGAUCGUCGAACAAGACAAUGUGCGCUUCGUCUACCAGCCGCUCGAUGAGCUGUACAUUGUCCUUAUCACCAACCGCCAAUCGAACAUCCUCCAAGACAUUGACAGCCUUCAUUUGUUUGCCCAAGUGACCACCAGCAUCUGUAAAAGCUUGGACGAGAGGGAGAUCUUGCGUAAUGCCUUCGAGUUGCUCAGCGCGUUCGACGAAUUGGUGACAUUGGGCUACAGGGAGAACCUGACCCUAUCUCAGAUCAAGACCUUCCUGGAAAUGGAAAGUCACGAGGAGAGAAUACAAGAGAUCAUUGAGAGGAACAAAGAGCUCGAGGCCAGUGAAGAACGCAAGAGAAAGGCAAAACAACUGGAGCUGCAGCGGAAGGAGGCAGCGCGGACUGGUCGUACCCCCACACCAAGAACUCCAUCCUAUCCCGUCUACAGCCCUCCGUCGCGCCCUGCUGUGCCCGAUACCUAUGAUUCCUACGAAGCAGAGAAGAAGAAGACGUUUGCCAAGCCCCUUCCCACCCGCGGAAAAGGAAUGCAACUCGGCAAGAAGAACACAGAUAUCUACGAGAAGAUUCGCGGUGACUUGGGCCCUGAAGCCGAAGAAUCGAGCCCCUUGGUGACUCCGCAAGCCUCAACCCCUGUGGUCGACAAGGCACCAUCCGCCCGUGCUUCCCUGUCUGCAGACCGAGAACCAGUCCACGUUACUAUUGCCGAGACCAUUUCCGCCGCGCUAACUCGAGAAGGCGCAUUGAGAUCCUUUGAAGUAAAGGGUGACCUCCAACUCCGUAUCACCGACCCAUCUUUCACAAAGCUCAGACUCGACCUUCUCGCCACUCCUACACAUGGCGCGCAAUUCCGCACCCACCCGAACGUUGACAAGGCUGCCUUUACCAAUUCAUCCAUUAUCCAGUUAAAGGACACAUCCAAGCGGUUCCCCGCCAACAACUCUAUCGGCGUCUUGCGCUGGCGUGUCGCCAGUUCCGGUUCCGACAAUGCCGACAUUCUUCCCAUCACAUUCACGGUCUGGGUGAACAAGGGCUCCGACUCCACCACUGUUACGGUUGAGUACGAGCUUACUGGCUCCGAUAGUUUGCGUGACGUCGUCGUCACGGUGCCGUACGGCGCAGCCGAGCCCGUGGUGUCUAGCUUUGACGCGGUGUAUGAAGUUUCUGGGGAUAGCUUGGACUGGAACAUUGGCACUGUGGAUGAGAACAACGCAUCUGGCAGUUUCGAGUUCGAGUCUGCUGACGGCGGUGACGAGAGUGACUACUUCCCCAUGAAUGUGCGGUUCACCAAGGCCAAUCCUUUUGUCGAGGUCGAUGUUACAAAUGUUGCUCUACUGGAGAUGGAAGGUGAAAGCACCGGCUUCUCCAAGGAUAUUAAGAGCGUUGCGGAAGGCUACACGAUCGAGUAA
Messenger RNA from Aspergillus chevalieri, 1551 nucleotides. Its product is annotated as coatomer subunit delta. The record is from RefSeq and is a predicted model, not a curated record. The transcript is spliced from 4 exons. NCBI's taxonomy places the organism in Eukaryota, Fungi, Ascomycota, Eurotiomycetes, Eurotiales, Aspergillaceae. Gene Ontology annotation, biological process: Golgi localization; retrograde vesicle-mediated transport, Golgi to endoplasmic reticulum; endoplasmic reticulum to Golgi vesicle-mediated transport. Gene Ontology annotation, cellular component: COPI vesicle coat; cytosol. Bases 1 to 1551 code for a protein of 516 amino acids.